CACGUGUCCCGUCCGGGCUUCAGCCAUGGGCCAUGCUGGUGACCUGCAAGACUUUCUGGCGCUGUCUGGUGGGUGCAGUGCUCCUUCUGAAUCUUCUCUUUUGGCUGCUGAUUCCCACUGACCUCCACCACCGUUCUGGCGAGUUGAUCGUGUCCGGGGCAGAGGAGCCCGCCAACCCACUGAGCCUCAUUGACAGCGCCGCCGUCGGCACCGCUUUUAGCGACGUCGCGGUCGUAAGCGCCGAGACGGUGACGGUGACGACCGUGCCGGCAUCGACUUCGGAGACGGAGGAGCCCGCCAACCCACUGAGCCUCAUUGACAGCGCCGCCGUCGUAAGCGCCGAGACGGUGACGGUGACGACCGUGCCGGCAUCGAUUUCGGAGACGGAGGAGCCCGCCAACCCACUGAGCUUCAUUGACAGCGCCGCCGUCGGCGCCGCUUUUAGCGACGUCGCGGUCGUAAGCGCCGAGACGGUGACGGUGACGACCGUGCCGGCAUCGACUUCGGAGACGGAGGAGCCCGCCAACCCACUGAGCUUCAUUGACAGCGCCGCCGUCGGCGCCGCUUUUAGCGACGUCGCGGUCGUAAGCGCCGAGACGGUGACGGUGACGACCGUGCCGGCAUCGACUUCGGAGACGGAGGAGCCCGCCAACCCACUGAGCCUCAUUGACAGCGCCGCCGUCGGCGCCGCUUUUAGCGACGUCGCGGUCGUAAGCGCCGAGACGGUGACGGUGACGACCGUGCCGGCAUCGACUUCGGAGACGGAGGGCAGCAACGCCACGGGCGUGGCGGCCGUCGAGGCCGCUCCGGCCGUGCUGCCGCCGGCGCCGCCCAAGCUGCCGCCAUUGCAGAGGCGCUGCGAUCCACGCGAAGAGCUCAACAAGAACAAGACUUGUAAUUUUCCACGGCGACUUUGCAAGUUGUCCCACGUGGACAUCCUCGGUCCCGGGGGCACCGGAUGUCCCCAAGACGCCUGGGUGAACGCCAUGGUCCGUGCGGAUCCCGAUCCUCACAAGGUGAUCAUGAACGUAGGCUGCAACAAGGGCCACGACUCCAUCGCCUGGCUCCAGCGCUUUGAUCAACGUGGCUUUUGGAACCUCAGGAAAUGGACCAGCCUGAUGGCAGACCACAGGGCCGUCUGCCCUCUCGACACGCAGAUCCGAAAGCCACCCCCGCGGCUCGGCGGGUCAAGCCGGCAAGUAUACCUCCCGGGCUCCAUGGUGGAAUUCUUCGCUUAUGUUGAGGGAGCCAAGGCUCAGGGACGGGUGUUGGCCACCGUGGAGGGCACCCGUAGAGGGGUCCGGGGGGAACCUGGCUGGACAUCCGC
Messenger RNA from Cladocopium goreaui, 1327 nucleotides. The record is from the annotation of a GenBank genome assembly. Lineage: Eukaryota; Dinophyceae; Suessiales; Symbiodiniaceae.